AUGAAUGGAAAAGUUUAUCCCAGUGAAGAUCCAGGAAAAUAUAAAAGCUUUAUCCCGUUGAUUGAUGCUUAUAAUGAGGCCAAAUUAAAGCAAAUUAAAGAGUAUGAUCCGGAAUUUUAUGCAAAAUGUGUUGAAAUUAUACCAACCGCUGAAGAGUUAGAUGCGUCACCUAUUUCUUUUAUGAAAUAUAACAAAAAAUUAUUAAGUCCAAUGGAUUUUGAAAUUGUCACCAAUUACUCGAUGCAAGAACUAGUCGCUAAACAAAUUUCAAAAGAGUUGACCGCUUUAAGUAUUAUCAAUGCCUAUAUUAAAUCCGCAAUUAUUUCCCAUUUAAUCACCAACUGCGCAAUGCAAUUUUUAAUUCCUGAGGCAUUAGCAAAGGCCAAUUAUUUGGACAAAUUUUUGUCGAAAAAUAAUGGGGAAGUUAUUGGUCCUUUGCAUGGAGUACCAAUUUCUAUUAAAGAGCACAUGAAUUAUGCUGGGAAACAAACAUGUGGUUCAUACGUUGGAUGCUUAGAUAAUAUUCCUCGGGAAAGUGCAAUUAAUAUUAAAAUUUUGGACAAGCUGGGCGCAAAUUUCCACAUUAGAACUUCCCAACCUCAGUCGUUGAUGUGGUUAGAUACUGCAAACAAUAUUAUUGGCAGAACUAGGAACCCAUUAAGCACUAGAAUGAGCCCAGGCGGAUCAUCUGGAGGCGAAGGUGCCUGUGUCGCCUCUCAUGGUAGCUGUAUUGGGUUUGGUGGCGAUAUCGGUGGUAGUAUUAGGGUGCCGGCUGCUUUUACCAAUUUAUUUGGUUUUAGACCAACAACUAGAAUUUUUAGUUCCCUGAAUAAUUUAGGUGGUGGUAAGGGUCAAGAAACUAUUAUUGUUUCACAAGGUCCAUUAGCUAGAAGUAUUGAAGAAAUCGAUUUUUUCAUGGAGAGUUUCGUUAAUAAAGGUAUUCCCUCUAAUUAUGAUCCAUCUUGUCUACCACUGCCUUGGAGAACCCCAGUUGAGUUGCCAAAGAAAAUAAAAAUUGGUUGUUUAUUUGAUGACAAUUUGGUAACUCCCUUCCCAGCCAUUUCCAGGGGUAUGAAACUGGUUGUGGAAAAAUUAGCUGAGAAUUUUGAGCUUGUUGAUUUAAAGAACUAUUGGUAUUCUGAAAGUGAAAUGGAAAGUAUUUAUACCAACGCCAUUGCAUGUUUUACUAGUGAUGGUAAUCAAACGCAGUAUGAUAUGUUUGAAAAGAGCGGUGAGCCUAUUUUACCUUUAACAAGCCAUUAUUUCCAGUUUGGCGACAAUGCUGGUAAGCCCUUAAGUGUGUAUGAUGUUAGAAUGCUAGCAUAUGAAAGGGAUAACUUAAGAUUGGAUCUAUAUAAAAAAUUCUUUGGCCGAGUAGAAGAUGGCAGUUUGGGGUUAGAUUUUAUCUUGGCACCAAGCUAUGUUGGUCCAUCCGAAACACCAGGGAACUCUUUGUAUUGGGGAUAUACUGCUCUUUGGAACUAUGUUGAUUUUCCGAGCUGUGUAUUCCCCACUGGUCUUUUCCAUGAAACAACUACCGAUGUUUUACCCUUCUCAAAUGGAGGGCCUAAAUUAAAAAACAAUCAAUAUGAAAAAAUGGUUUGGUAUGGCCAUAACGAAGAUAAAAUUAAUUACGAUCCAAAAAAUUAUGUUGGUGGUCCAAUUGCUUUGCAACUAAUUUCAAGAAGAUUUGCAGACGAAGAAGUACUUGAAGGUGUCAAAAAAAUUGUUGAUAUUCUAAAUAUUCCAAGAAGUUGA
This is a messenger RNA of Saccharomycodes ludwigii, 1758 nucleotides long. RefSeq lists its product as uncharacterized. Lineage: Eukaryota; Fungi; Ascomycota; Saccharomycetes; Saccharomycodales; Saccharomycodaceae. The transcript has a single exon. The coding region runs from base 1 to 1758 and encodes 585 amino acids. The record is from RefSeq and is a predicted model, not a curated record.